Molecule: messenger RNA, 1833 nt
Organism: Drosophila sulfurigaster albostrigata
Lineage: Eukaryota; Metazoa; Arthropoda; Insecta; Diptera; Drosophilidae
Product: cytosol aminopeptidase
Exons: 1
Coding region: 177-1754 (525 amino acids)
Biological process (GO): proteolysis
Cellular component (GO): cytoplasm
Molecular function (GO): manganese ion binding; metalloaminopeptidase activity
Source: RefSeq, a predicted model, not a curated record
UGUUUUAGUUGCAGACCAGCACAGAACAGAGAGUUCGUAAAAAGUAAAAAACCAAAAUUUAUAGUUGUGAAAAUUGUACCGAACAUUUCAAUAUUUUUUGUUACUAGAAAAAAAAUCUUUGAUUUUAUAUAUUGCUUUCAAAUCCAAAUUCGUAGUUUCUAAAUAAUUAAAUCAAAAUGAAGCAUAUGCGACGCAACACGGUCCGUAACGUUCUGGACCUGACCCGUAUGGUUAGAUUGACGAAUGUACGAUUUGCCUGUGGUGCUGAAAGCUCUGGUGGCGGUGGCAAGGGUCUUGUGUUGGGCAUUUAUAUGAAGGAAGGCGACAAGGAGCCUAAAUUUACUGCGUCCGCUGAGAAGAUCAACGAUCGCGUUGGUGGAAAAUUAAGGCAGCUCGUCUGUGAGACUCAAAUCGAUGGACGCUUGGGUCGUGGACGUGUGUUUAACAAUGUGGAUCCGGACUUUAGCUCGGUGGCCGUUGUGGGAGUGGGAAUCGAGGGAAUUGGCUUCAAUGAGCUGGAGAUGCUAGACGAGGGAAUGGAGAAUGUACGUGUUGCAGCUGGAGUGGGUGCCCGAUCAUUGCAAUUGCAGGGCUGCCACACAAUCUCCGUUGAUGCUAUGGAUUAUGCCGAACAGGCGGCUGAAGGAUCAUCUCUGGGCGUUUGGAGAUUUACCGAUAACUUGGCGAAGAAGAAUCGUCUUGUGGUGCCGAGACUCGAGCUUUAUGACUCCCCAGAUAUGGAUGGUUGGACUCGAGGCAUUUUCAAGGCGGAAUCUCAAAAUCUAGCGAGGCGACUCUCAGAUGCACCGGCCAACUGCAUGACACCUACGAUGUUCGCUCAGGCGACAGUGGAUGCGCUUUGUCCCUGCGGAAUUACGGUAGAGGUCCGGACGAUGGAUUGGAUCGAAAUGCAGCGCAUGCAUGCCUUCCUCAUGAUCGCCAAGGGCAGCUGCGAACCGCCCGUUCUGCUCGAGAUCAGCUACUGCGGUACUGCGCCCGAGGACAAGCCCAUACUGUUUGUCGGCAAGGGCAUUACCUUCAACUCGGGUGGCAUCAAUCUCCGUCCCUGCGAGGGCAUGGAUGAGUACCGUGGAAGCAUGUCGGCGGCUGCCGCAAUCAUUGGCAUGAUGCGUUGCGUUGCGGCCCUCUCGCUGCCCAUUAAUGUGACUUGUGUUAUCCCCCUGUGCGAGAAUAUGCCAUCGGGCAUGUCUGCGAAGCCCGGUGAUGUGGUUACAUUGCUGAAUGCCAGAUCCAUGGCAAUUCGCGAUGUUGACAAGGCCGGUGUCGUGGUUAUGGCCGACCCAUUGCUCUACGGCCAGACAACAUACAAGCCGCGCCUAGUGGUGGAUGUCGCUACCUUGGGCAUGGGAGUCAAGAAAGCCUAUGGAGGUGGCGCCUCUGGCAUCUUCUCCAACUCUCACUACAUCUGGAAGCAAUUCCAGCGAGCUGGAUCCCUGACGGGUGAUCGCGUCUGGCGCAUGCCACUGUGGCAGUAUUACAAAAAACAAGUUACAGACGAGACUGGAUAUGAUCUGAGCAACGAUGGUCGUGGUGAAGCAAGUUCUUGUCUAGCCGCUGCCAUCCUCCAUGAGCUGGUUCCUUGCGCGGAUUGGGCUCACAUUGACACGCGCGGAACUGGCUUGCUGACCACCUACGGCUUAGUCCCAUACCUGACUGCCAGCUACAUGACUGGACGCCCGACUAGAACUCUAGUGCAGUUUGUCUACCAGAUGGCGUGUCCCGAAGUGAAGUGAAAAGUUUUUGUUUUGUAUUACCUUUGCAGAUAUAACGUAAAUAAAAUGACAAUAUUUUUGUUCGAUAUUUCUUCAUAAA